Molecule: messenger RNA, 630 nt
Organism: Arthroderma uncinatum
Lineage: Eukaryota; Fungi; Ascomycota; Eurotiomycetes; Onygenales; Arthrodermataceae
Product: Atg16p
Exons: 3
Coding region: 1-630 (209 amino acids)
Source: RefSeq, a predicted model, not a curated record
AUGUCAAGCUGGCGGGAGGAAUAUUCCACGGCCCUGCAUAUCAGGGAUCAGAGUGAGAAGGCAAAUAUCUCGGUCUUUGAUGCUUAUACACGCCUAGCCGAUCGGUCUGGCAAGUUAGAAAAGGAGCGAGUUGAAGCCAUCCGAUGUACCAAGGGUGUAUCGAAGUCCAAGUCCCCUGUCUCUCCUGAGAACAAGAAGCCACUUGGACCAGAUGAGAGUCAUCCGUCGCCGGGGCUAGACCCCUUGCUCGCUGCAAACCAAGAUUUGGCUGCUGCGCAAAAAUCACGAGAGGAGCUUUCAAACAAGUUAGAACAAGCCAUGUCAAGGCUAGAGAGGCUCACGAGGAAAGUGAAUGCAGAAACGCAACGGGCGGCAGAUCUAGCCGUGGAAAGAACACAGUUACAGAUCCGCUUGAAGGAUAGAGACGAGGAAUUGAGAGGGAAGGCUAAGCUACUUGAUGAUGUCCAAGAUGAGCUUGUUUCGGUCAAUUUACAGUUCAACAUGGCCGAGGAGCGAUCCAAGAGGUUUGAGGAAGAGAAUCAACAGCUGGUUGAUAGAUGGAUGGCGAGGAUGGGCCAGGAAGCUGAAGCUAUGAACAAGGCAUCGAAGUUUUCGCAACCUGGCCUUUGA